Molecule: messenger RNA, 1750 nt
Organism: Mus musculus (house mouse)
Lineage: Eukaryota; Metazoa; Chordata; Mammalia; Rodentia; Muridae
Gene: Cd200r2
Product: Cd200 receptor 2
Exons: 6
Coding region: 214-963 (249 amino acids)
Biological process (GO): regulation of neuroinflammatory response
Cellular component (GO): membrane; external side of plasma membrane
Molecular function (GO): signaling receptor activity
Source: RefSeq, marked provisional
UGCUCUGCUCGUUGUCAUUGGUUUGGAGCAAGAGUCUGAUGACCGGCUUAGCCAUCCAACUGGAGGCAGACUGGAGAUAAAGAUAAAGACGGAGGAAUAAGGAAGAAAAGUCACUCCUGAAUUGGUGAACUGAGCAUAAACAAAGCUGAGCAAGCUGGAAUCACUGAGUCCACCCAGGGGUUACGAAUUGUGUUUCACUAGAUUCCACUCCAGAUGCAUGCUUUGGGGAGGACUCCGGCUUUGACUUUGCUGAUCUUCAUCUAUAAUUUUGUGUCUGUGUACACCAUAGUGUCUGUACAGAUGGGUACAAAGGCUCGGCUCUGCUGCCGUUCUAUUCCACUGACAAAAGCAGUAUUAAUCACAUGGAUAAUAAAGCCCAGAGGCCAGCCUUCCUGCAUAAUGGCCUACAAAGUAGAAACAAAGGAGACCAAUGAAACCUGCUUGGGCAGGAACAUCACCUGGGCCUCCACACCUGACCACAUUCCUGACCUUCAGAUCAGUGCGGUGGCCCUCCAGCAUGAGGGGAAUUACUUAUGUGAGAUAACAACACCUGAAGGGAAUUUCCAUAAAGUCUAUGACCUCCAAGUGCUGGUGCCCCCUGAAGUAACCUACUUUCUCGGGGAAAAUAGAACUGCAGUUUGUGAGGCAAUGGCAGGCAAGCCUGCUGCACAGAUCUCUUGGACUCCAGAUGGGGACUGUGUCACUAAGAGUGAGUCACACAGCAAUGGCACUGUGACUGUCAGGAGCACUUGCCACUGGGAGCAGAACAAUGUGUCUGCUGUGUCCUGCAUUGUCUCUCAUUCGACUGGUAAUCAGUCUCUGUCCAUAGAACUGAGUAGAGGUACCACCAGCACCACCCCUUCCUUGCUGACCAUUCUCUACGUGAAAAUGGUCCUUUUGGGGAUUAUUCUUCUUAAAGUGGGAUUUGCUUUCUUCCAGAAGAGAAAUGUUACCAGAACAUGAAUAUCCAGAUUUCUGGAAGCUCAUUAGUCUGAUGACACAUACCAGAAAACAGCAUUUGUAAUCAACUUUCUCAUUGGAAUCCAGCUUACCCGUCCCUGCUGUCUUCAUGUUUGUUAGACACUCACCUCCAAAUUCUUAACUGAGAAGGGCUCCUGUCUAAAGGAAAUAUGGGGACAAAUUGUGGAGCAUAGACCAAAAGAAAGGCCAUCCAGAGACUGCCCCACCUAAGGACCCAUCCCAUAUACAGACACCAAACCCAGACACUACUGAAGAUGCUGCGAAGCGUUUGCUGACAGGAGCCUGUUAUAGCUGUCUCCUGAGAGGCUCAGCCAGAGCCUGACAAAUACAUAGGUAGAUGCUUGCAGCCAACAACUGGACUGAGCAAAAAAUCUCCAUUGGAGGAGUUAGAGAAAGGACUGAAGAGGGUGAAAGGGUUUGCAGCCCCAUAGGAAGAACAACAAUAUCAACCAACCAGAUCUCCCAGAGCUCCCAGGGACUAAAUUACCAACCAAAGGCUACACAUGGAAGGACCUAUGGCUCCAGCUGCUUGUGUAGCAGUGGAUGGCCUUGUUGGGCAUCAGUGGAAGGAGAAACCCUUGGUCCAGUAAAGGCUUGAUUCCCUAGUGUAAGAGAAUGCCAGGGCAGUGACGUGGGAGUGAGUAGGUAGGAAGCAUCCUCAUAGAUGCAGGAGAAAGGAGAAUGGAAGAGGGUAUUCUGGAGGGGAAACUGGAAAAGGAGACAACAUUUGAAAUGUAAAUACAUAAAAUAUCCAAUAAAAAAUGUACAG